This is a messenger RNA of Erigeron canadensis, 7508 nucleotides long. RefSeq names its product protein NO VEIN-like. The transcript has 14 exons. Gene Ontology annotation, biological process: leaf vascular tissue pattern formation; root development; embryo development ending in seed dormancy. Gene Ontology annotation, cellular component: nucleus. NCBI's taxonomy places the organism in Eukaryota, Viridiplantae, Streptophyta, Magnoliopsida, Asterales, Asteraceae. Bases 96 to 7358 code for a protein of 2420 amino acids. The record is from RefSeq and is a predicted model, not a curated record.
ACACAACUAGUAGUCCUAUAUAAUAAUUUCUCUUUUUUCCCGGUUGAAAGACCAAAAAUCAAAAGACGACGACAAGAUAGUAGUAGUAAGAAAACAUGUACGGACAUAAUAUCCGCCGACGGCAAGGUCACGGCGGAAGUAGUAGUCGGAAUGUAGAGUCAUCGCUGCAAGUGAUCGACGGCGCUGUAGUGAAAGCUCACACUGAUCUUAUCGCCGCCGGUGAAAGCGUGUCGGCAUGGAGAGUGGGGCAGUCAGCGCUGGUGAUAUUGAAAGCUGUUUCGUUCGAAUCGUUAGGGUUUUAUAUGCAAAAUGUUCCUUCACUGUAUCGGAUUAUGAUCACUGAAGCAAAGGUCAACUCUUUUAUACAUUGCUUUGUUGGGGUUCAAAAGAUCACAUCACUACAUGAUUUAGAAAUUGCUCUAUGUGAAAGUGAGGGAAUCAAGACCUUUGAAGAACUCCAGUUGGGACCUAUGUUAAAGCAUCCAUUAGUGGUGCAUUAUUUUUCACUAGGACCUGAUACCACAGAAAUAUUCAAGAUUACAUGUGAACAAGUUGUUUCUCAUCUCAGUAUGCUUCUUCGCAAAAGGAAAAAGAUCACGGUUGAUGACCUUAUGGAUCAUAUAGCCAAAAAACAGAAGCAAAGCCGAGAAAAUCUUUGCAUUAGAAUACAAAGUCUGGGUACGCACAUCGGCAAUAUCAUUCGUGGAAGAAGAUCUGAAUUUACUUUGCUAAAGAAAUGUUCAGAUGGGUUAGAUGUAAAGGCAAUUCUUGAUGACAAUGAGGAUGAUGGUGAAAACACACCACAAGAUGAUGACAAUGAUAAAAAUAAUGGAGUGCAGGAUUCUCGCACAUUUUUAUGCCAAGCUGGAACUAGUUUUGACUCUUCAGCAGUGGCAAAAGAGCCACGCGUAUCGUCCAAUGGUUGUGUUGUACCAUUUGAAGGGAAAAAAAUAUCUGAAAUUAGUUUUUGCACAACAAUCGCAAUUCAUAGAACACCUAAAAUGUGGAUGGUUGGGAUCAAGUUCAAACCAGAGUUUCAAAGUGUUGAUUUUGAAACAGCAUUUAUAGAUGAUAAUGCAGUAGAUGGGUAUACAUGGAGGUUUAUUCAGAUCUGGAAAGACACUUGUGAAAAAGAAAAUGUAGUUGAGGCAUUUAGCAAAAUGCUUGCUUUUUAUCAUGGUCAAAUGAAGCCAAAGAAGAAAACUAAAGCUCUAAGUCAAAUGAUUAUGUCAUAUCCUUAUGUUGGAUUGCUCAAUGUUGCUAUUGCAUCUAUAAAGUUUGGUUUGUGGGAUCGUAUGAGUACCAUCCCUCAAGCAAAUAGAGGAGUACACGCAAAUACAAACGAAAAGACAUGUGCUGCUGAUGCUAACAUGGAUGUGGAGCUAGCUGAAAAAGAUGUUAUAGUUGCCAAUAAGGGUGUUGCUCUUGAAGAUAUAUUGCAGCAUGUCAAGACAUACUUUAUGGUUUCUAAUCAUACUCUUGACAAUAUAAAUUCUUACGCAAAAAAACUGUUGGUUUUGUUGAGGGAGGUCUACAAGCUAGAGUGUUCUCUAACUCAAUGUUUUUCUGUUGACGACUUUGAGACUCUCGGUUUUGGAGACAUCUUCACUUUCUUGGCUGAACAUAUUUCUCUACUACCUACCGCAUGGCGAAUUUGUCUCAGAACUGAUGAGAAAACUGAGAAGCCUUCUGUAAGAGUUUGUAUGAGCCAACGCUAUCUGCUUAAAUUCUUAUCCGAAGCUGCUAACAGUUUAGAGGAAAAUGAAUUAUUAAGCAAGCUAAUGGUUUCUGAGUUAUUGAGAAUGCAGUUCCCUUCUGCUGGUCUUGUUUUGGUAGAAGACGAUUUUACUGCAGAUCUUCUGACUACCAUGAGCAAAAAUGGUGAUAAUGAGAGCUCAAGCAUUGUGUUAUUUUCUGCGAAUUUGUCUAAUUUUAGGGAAGAAAAUUAUUUUUCAGAUACUCAUGUUGGCACAAAUGAUGCAGUCGAACUGUUACUUGGAGCUCCAAUGUUGGUAGAUUUAACCUCAUGGUCGUUGUGGGACUACAAAUUUGCACCUUCGUUAGGUCCUCUUACGGAGUGGCUGUUGAGUGAUUUGGCCACUAAGGAGCUGCUUUGUUUAGUAACAAAGGAUGGGAAAGUUCUGCGCAUUGAUCAUUCAGCUACCGUGGAUUCAUUUCUUGAAGCAUUUCUUCACAGUUCUUGCAAAACAGCUGUAAGUCUUGUGUCUUUGAUUGCAUUAUACGGAGGUGAGAGAAAUGUACCACUGUCUCUUUUAAAAUGCCAUGCCAAGAAUGCCUUUGAAGUCAUGCUGAAUGUUUCUUCAAAGAAUGUUGUUCAAUCAGUGCCUGUUGCAUCAAGAUUUGUUCUUGAUUGUCUUUGUUCUUUGCCCAAAGAGUUCAGAAGUUUUGCAGCAGAAUUAUUGGUUUCUGCUUUACGUUCGAUCAUCAAAGAUGCUACGAUGUUGAUUUUGAGUGAAUGCAAAUCUAAAGAUGAUCAUCUGAUGAUCCAUGAGCUUGGAUUGUUGCUAGGCAUAGUGGAAUGGUUUGAUAGUUAUUGUUCAUGUUUAUCCGAAUCCAAGAAAUCGCUUGAAAAUCAUAGAGUUUCUUUAGAACGUGAAGCCAAUCAGUCUCUUGAAAUCAACCAACCUAAUGAUGACUGUAAAAGAGAUCGUAUGAUGACUCAGAAGGUGCAGGUUGUUGAUGACAGUUGUAUUCCGCCAAUGUUAGACCCUGAGAGUGAGGUUAAUGCGGCUAAUAUUAUCAAGUCUAUCAGAAUGGAAGAGUUUGGUUUAGACCCAUAUAUUUCAGUCACAGAAAGUAGAGUUUUAGAGAAGCAACACGCUCGCUUAGGAAGAGCACUUCAUUGUCUUUCAGAAGAGUUGUAUUCUCAGGACUCGCAUUUUCUCCUGGAGCUUGUUCAAAAUGCUGAUGAUAAUGUGUAUCCAAGAAAGGUGGAGCCUACUUUGACAUUCAUUCUUCAGGAAAAAAGUAUUGUUGUCCUGAAUAACGAGAAUGGAUUUUCUGCCGAGAACAUCAGAGCACUUUGUGAUGUUGGUAAUUCUACAAAGAAGAAUGCUAGUGCUGGGUACAUUGGCAAGAAAGGCAUCGGAUUCAAAUCAGUCUUCCGGGUAACUGAUGCUCCCGAAAUUCAUUCUAAUGGAUUUCAUAUCAAGUUUGACUUAACCGAGGGUCAAAUCGGUUUUGUUUUACCAACGAUUGUGCCUCCUUGUGAUAUUGGCUUGUUCAGUAACUUGGUCUCAUCCAGCAUUACUGAUCAAGGCAAUCAGCAAAAUUACAAUACAUGCAUUGUUCUUCCCUUGAAGUCAAAGCUAACCGAAACUUCCACUCUUGAGAACAUCACUUCCAUGUUUUCAGAUCUUCAUCCAUCUUUAUUACUUUUUCUUCAUCGUCUUGAAUGUAUCAAGUUUAGAAACAUGAUUAAUGAUUCAUUUGUCAUCAUGAGGAAAGAAGCUGUAGGAAAUGGAUUAACCAAUGUUUACACUGGGAGCAAAACACUGACUUGGUUAGUCGAGUCUCGAAAAUUGCAGGUUAAUGGUAUACGCAAUGAUGUCAAAACCACUGAAAUUUCGGUUGCAUUUGCUCUUGAUGUAUUGAACAAUGGUAUUUACUCUCCGAUACUAGAUCAACAGUAUGUUUUUGCAUUUCUUCCUCUUCGGACGUAUGGUUUAAAGUUCAUCAUUCAAGGUGAUUUUAUUCUUCCUUCUUCAAGGGAAGAGGUUGACGGUGACAGUCCAUGGAACCAGUGGCUGUUAUCAGAGUUUCCAAGCUUGUUUGUCAAUUCAGAGAAGUCUUUCUGUAAUCUUCCUAGUUUUAAGGAUUGUCCUGGAAAGGGUGUUUCUGCCUUUAUGAGCUAUGUUCCGCUUGUAGGCGAAGUGCAUGGUUUCUUUGCUAUGCUUCCCAGAAUGAUUAUGUCGAAGCUUUGCACAUCUAAUUGUUUACUUCUUGAAGGGAAAAAUGACAAAUGGGUCCCACCGUGUAGUGUUCUUAGAAACUGGAAUGAACAAGUUCGUACUCUUUUGCCUGAUAGCUUGAUUCAGAAGCAUCUUGGCCUUGGAUACUUGAAUAAGGAAAUUAUUUUACCAGAUUCGCUUGCUAGGGCAUUGGGUAUCAAGAAUUAUGGGCCUAAAGUUUUGGUUCAUAUGUUAUCUUCGCUAUGCUGUACAAAAGACGGUUUAACAUCAAUGGGCCUUAACUGGCUAUCAUCUUUGCUUACUGAAUUAUAUUCUGUGUCCCUUCAGAACUCUGUGGAUUUUAAAGCUGGCUCUGAUAUUAUAAAUACCUUAAGAAAAACGCCUUUCAUUCCUCUUUUAGAUGGUUGUUAUGGUUCGCUCGAAGAGGGUAUGAUCUGGAUGAAUCUGGAUGGUUCAUGGAGAAGCCUGGAAGCUUUCACACGAUUGUUUGCCAAUCUUAGAAUUGUUGAUCCUGCUCUUUUUGAUGGCUCAAUUACAGAGAACUUGGUUCAAAUGCUUUCUAAAUUUGGGGUACAAAGAUUGUCUGCACAUCAAGUAGUAAACUCACACAUUUUGCCGGCUAUUUGUGACAAAAAGAAUACCGUGAAUAAUGAUCUGAUGACAGAGUACUUAUCUUUCAUAAUGGUUCACCUACAAUCUAGCUGCUCAGAUUGUUGUAAUGAGAGGGGGCAUAUAAUUUCAGAGGUUUACAAUAAAGCUUUUAUUUUGACAAAUCAUGGUUUUGUUCUACCUUUUGAGGUGCCAAUUCAUUUCAAUAAUGAUUUUGGGAAUAACAUUGAUACGGGGAGGUUGAUCAAUGGCAUUGAUGUAAAAUGGUAUGAGGUUGAUAAAUCUUAUUUGAAGUAUCCAGCUGGUAAAUCUAUGCUUAAAUGGAGGAAAUUUUUGAAGGAUUUAGAGGUCACCGAUUUUGUCCAAACAGUUCAAGUUGAGAAAAUGGUUCCUUUUUCUUCUCAGUUUGUUCUCACAAAUAUGAUGUGGCAGAAAGUGACCAUUCCACCUGGAUCAACUGUCAGUGAUUGGGAGUCUCAGGAGCUGGUUGAUUUAGUCAAAAACGUGUCAUUGAGCGGUGAUUGUGAUAAAUGCAAGUAUCUAUUGGAAGUUCUUGAUGAAAAGUGGGAUGCCUAUUUCAGUGAUAAGGCUGUUGCUUAUUGCAAUAUGGAUGGAGAGCUUGAACCAUUCAAGUCUUCACUAGUAAGUGCUCUCAAUGAUGUUCGGUGGGUGGCCUCUAGUUUGGAUAAUGGGUUUUACUAUCCAAAAGACUUGUAUUAUGAUUGUGAGACAGUGUGCUUGAUUCUUGGUGAUAAUGCUCCUUAUGCUGUCCCAAAGAUUCAAAGUGAGAAGUUAAUUUCUAGUAUUGGUUUCAAGAGAACUGUUACCCUUAACGAUGCUUUAUCUGUUCUGGAAAUUUGGAAAAGAUCUGCCACAUCUUUCAAAGCUAGUGUAUCGCAGAUGUCCAGGUUCUAUUCGUUUUUAUGGAGCAAAUUGUCUUCUUCAACCAAGAUAAAUAUACCAAAUUUACUCUGUGGGGCGUUUAUAUUUGUUCCUUUGUCCUCAGCUUCUUCAAGUGAAGUUGUGGCUGGUGUGCUUUUAUCCCCAGAGGAAGUGUAUUGGGAUGAUACUAUGAUCAACACACAAUGUGAAUUCAGCAAAAUGUUAAGCAACUUAUAUCCAAGCCUCCAUGACUUCUUUGUUAACAAAUGUGGUGUCAAGGAGAACCCUCCAAUUUUAAAUUUUCUUUCCUUCUUAUGUCACCUAUCAACUGUAGAUACUCCAAUGAAGGCUGCCAAAAAGGUUUUUGAUGUUUUUGUAAUGUGGAGUGAUGGCUUCAAAUCUGGUGGUCUUAGUUUUGAGGAUGUUGAAGCGUUGAAAAGUAAUCUUGAAGAAAAGGAAAUGAAGGUGCUUCCAACUGCCCGGGAUGAAUGGGUAUCGCUACAUCCAUCAUUUGGACUCGUAUGUUGGUGUGAUGAUGAGAAGCUUUCUGAUGAAUUCGAGGAGCUGAACAAUAUCAAUUUUUUUAGUUUAUGUGAACUCACGGAUGAAGAAAAAGCUAUCCUUAAAGUGAAGGUUUCUGCUUUUAUGAAAAUGCUGAAAAUCCCUGCUCUUUCAGAGAUUGUUACUCGUGAAGCAAUAUAUUAUGGGCUGGCAGACAAUAGCUAUCAAACUUCGUUGGUGAGUUGGGUUCUUCCAUAUGCUCAGCGUUAUAUAUCUAAUGCUUAUCCUCAAAGAUAUCUCCAACUCAAGCUGUCUGGAUUUGAACAACUAAAGCGACUACACAUUGUUGUCGUUGAUAAGUUAUUCUAUAAAAACGUUAUACGGCGAUCAAAGUUGGCAUCAAAGAAGAGACAUGAUAUCAAUUGCCUUCUUCAGGAUGAAAUAUUGUAUAUGACACAUGAAUCAGAUUCUCAUACAAUAUUCAUGGAGCUUUGUCGUUUUCUGAUGAAUGGGAAUACGGAGUUACACUUGGCAAAUUUUCUUCACAUGCUUACCACUAUGACCGAAUCGGGUUCCACAGAGGAACAAAUAGAAGCUUUCGUCCUAAAUAGUCAAAAGGUGCCAAAAUUACUGGAUGAAGAACCAGUAUGGUCAAUUCAACCUAUAGGACCGAUUACCUGUAAUGUAGAUAAAUCACCUACACCCCGUAUUACUGAAAAAAUUGUCAAGCCCAGUUCAUCCUCUCAAAGUAAAACGAACUGGCCACCAUCUAGUUGGAAGACUGCCCCUAAGUUUACAUCUUCAUGCAUGAAUCGUCCAAAAUUACAAGCUGAUGCCAAAUUUGAUCUUAACGAGUGUAGCAUAGAAGAACAUGUAAUGUCGACCGAUCAGGUUGAAAAUAUACAAAGUUCCACGAGUUCAAACAAUGAGGGUCAUGGUGCCAAGGUGAUUCUCAAUGUUAAACCUGGUUUGGUCGACCAAGAUGAUUCUCCGAGUUUUAGUCAGAAGGGUCAGCUUUUGCAUGGCACAGCCAAUGUGCAACAAGCGUUUCUCACAGGGAGAAGAGGCGAGGAACUAGCAUUCAACUAUUACUCUAACAAAGUUGGUAUCAAGGCUGUAAAAUGGGUGAAUGAAGUUAAGGAGACCGGGCUACCAUAUGACAUUGAAGUUUAUGAUGAUCACAAGAACCGAAAGGAAUUUAUUGAAGUUAAAACAACCGAAUCUGCAACAAAGGACUGGUUUGAAAUAUCAGUUAAAGAGUGGGAGUUUGCAGUUAAAAAAGGUGAAUCUUAUAGCAUAGCUCGUGUCGUUAUGUCUGGUGACAACACAGCCAAAGUCUCUAUAUUUCAGAAUCCAGCAAGGCUUUGUCAGAUUGGCCAGCUUCAACUGGCUGUUUUGAUGUCAAAGGAGCAGAAAGAUGAGUUUGUUAUUUGAUGAUGUACGUAGUUAUUUCUAGAUGUUCUUGCAUAUAUCUACUGUUUCGUGUACGAUGCUUGGAUGUCUUCUUUUGUAAUACAUUGGAUUCAUCUGAGCAUCUUUGUUUGUAUGGCUUUAUCUGUUUGUUGCUAUAUUUCCUAGUUCUCA